AUCGGUCGAUGACUAGAGAAGAGGGAGAGAAGCUCUCGGUGCAAGUGCAGUUCAACCUCGUACCAGAAUAAAACGGCAUUCUCUCGUUCUGAAUUGCAGAGAUUGAUCAAGUAUUGGAGUGAAUCUUCGGUAUCGCGCGGUUCAAUGCAAACGCGACUAAAAGAAAUUGAAAGGCUGAUCGGAGUUGAUCGGAGUUGAUCGACUCUGGUCGUCGUCGGUCCUCGGGGGUGGGGGGGAAGCAUCGUCGGCUUCGGUGGGUGCCGCGAGCUGCCAAGGUGCCGAGCGCGGAGCGAGAAUGUGACGCCAGCAAAGCGGAUUGCGACUUCCGUCUCUGUCUCUCACCUCGCACAAUGAAAGUACGCAAGGUAGAGUGAAGUGGGGACACGGUGUUGGCGGAAAAGAAAGAGGGAAGGUGGGAGAGAAAUUGUCCGUUUCACGAGCCGUCAUGGCUGAAUCAUUGUGAAGGCGCGCGCGGCGAGCGACGACGGCUCUUCGGUACAGAAAAGCGAUAAGAAAUGACGACGCGGGUGAAUCAUUAGGGUGGCCUGGAGCGAAGAAGAAGAGGAAGAACCGCGCGGCGCGAGUGACGAUACGACGGCGGGUGACGGAGUGGCUCGAUGCCGAAGCCUCGCGGCGGGUGGGAGACGUGAUAAUAGAGACGGUGUUUCGUGCGCGGGGGCGAAAACCGUGUUUCGGUGCCGCACGAUGAACGGGUUAAGCCUGAGUGAACUGUGUUGCCUGUUCUGUUGUCCGCCCUGCCCGUCCAGAAUCGCAGACAAGUUAGCCUUCCUGCCGCCCGAGCCGACGUACACGUUCGUCGAGGACGAGGGCUCCAAGUUCUCCAUUUCCCUGUCGGAGCGCGCCGAGUGGCAGUACACGGAGCGCGAGAAGGAGUCGGUCGAGGGCUUCUACGCGAGGACCUCGCGCGGCAACCGCAUAGCAUGCCUCUUCGUCCGCUGCUCGGCGACCGCGCGCUUCACCAUCCUCUUCUCCCACGGCAACGCCGUCGACCUCGGCCAGAUGUCCAGCUUCUACCUCGGGCUGGGCUCGCGCAUUAACUGCAACAUAUUCAGCUACGAUUACUCGGGCUACGGGGUCUCGGCUGGCAAGCCGUCCGAGAAGAAUCUCUACGCGGACAUCGACGCCGCGUGGCACGCGCUCCGUACGCGCUACGGCAUCAGCCCGGAGAACAUAAUACUCUACGGCCAGAGCAUCGGCACCGUGCCCACCGUUGACCUCGCCGCGAGAUACGAGGUCGGCGCGGUCGUCCUCCACUCGCCGCUCAUGUCCGGCAUGCGGGUCGCUUUCCCCAAAACCAAGAGAACUUGGUUCUUCGACGCUUUCACCAGCAUAGAUAAAGUGCCGAAAGUAACGUCUCCUGUUCUGGUUAUUCAUGGCACCGAAGACGAAGUCAUAAAUUUUAGCCACGGUCUGGCGAUCUACGAAAGAUGUCCACGAGCAGUGGAGCCACUGUGGGUCGAGGGAGCCGGACACAAUGAUGUAGAGCUAUACAAUCAAUACCUCGAACGACUGAAACAAUUUGUAAGUGUGGAAUUGAUAAACUGACGGCGACUCAGCCUCUCCCAGAGUCAGGGAGGACAGGGAGGGGGCCAUAUGCAUGCAAACAGCCAAGGACGUACCGUUUCCAACAACUCUAAUACCAUCAGUUCCAUUUCGACGAGUUCUCCAACGGAGAAGCUUGUCUAGCAGUCGCCACCCACAGGGGAGAAGACACCUGUCCUUCCCUGUGACGAAGAAUCAUCUUUCGCUUCUGUAGAUGAUGUAUUCUUCUAUU
Vollenhovia emeryi is the source of this 1795-nucleotide messenger RNA. RefSeq names its product alpha/beta hydrolase domain-containing protein 17B. NCBI's taxonomy places the organism in Eukaryota, Metazoa, Arthropoda, Insecta, Hymenoptera, Formicidae. The transcript has 3 exons. The record is from RefSeq and is a predicted model, not a curated record. Gene Ontology annotation, molecular function: palmitoyl-(protein) hydrolase activity. Bases 706 to 1566 code for a protein of 286 amino acids. Gene Ontology annotation, cellular component: endosome membrane; plasma membrane. Gene Ontology annotation, biological process: protein depalmitoylation.